Notothenia coriiceps (black rockcod) is the source of this 1910-nucleotide messenger RNA. Its product is annotated as eukaryotic translation initiation factor 5B-like. The transcript has a single exon. Bases 42 to 1778 code for a protein of 578 amino acids. NCBI's taxonomy places the organism in Eukaryota, Metazoa, Chordata, Actinopteri, Perciformes, Nototheniidae. The record is from RefSeq and is a predicted model, not a curated record.
UUCUAGAGACUGCAGACAGAGAAGAAAAGACGUCUGAGAUCAUGGAGAGAGAGACUUCAAACGACGUAAUGGAAACUGAGGAGGUUGAAAAACAAAUUCAAGAAGUAAAUGACAGCAUGGAAAAGGGAGAAGUUGACGUUGAAAAUGGAGAGAUGUCAACCGAGAAGAAAACUCAGGAGGGAGAAGGAGAGGUUCAAACUGACGGCGAAAAUGACGUGAAAAGAGACGAGAAUGCUGAGACAAAAGCAGAGGAGCCCACAGAGGGGGAGAGCACAGAGGGAAAGGAAGUAACUGUGAAGUCUGAAGGUGACGCUGAAAAAGCUCCUGAUGUGGCACAAACUGAGGCUGAGGCAAAGCAAGAGGAAUCCACUCAAAACGACGACCCGGACACAUCUGGCAUGGAAACGAAGGAUGAAUCGAAAUCAGACGAGAGAAACAACGACGAGGAGGAGGGAUCAAAACAAGAUGAAAAUGGAAAUGUAUCUGAGCCUGACAGUGAAAACAGAGAUUCAGAGUUGGUGAAAAAGAGCGAUAAUGUGUCGAGUCAUGUCAGUGAGGUGAUGGUUGCUUCGUCAGGUGACCAGGCACAAUCUCCAACACACACAGCUGUAGAGGUAUCCACUGCACAGCCUGACUCUAACACUGAAAAACACACGGGAGAAAAUCCUGCUGAUCACUCUGCAACUGACGGAGAAAACGGAGCAGACACGGAAGAGGAGGCGAGCAAGGCCUCGGAGGAAGGAGCCAGCGUGCUGCUCCAACCUCAAACACAGUCCCCGACACAAAACAACACAGAGGAGAGCGUAGCAGAAGUUAAAGAAACUCCAGAAGUACUAACAAGAGAAAACAACGCAGAGAUGGUCACAAACUGGGUAACCAAGCAUCAAACAUCCAAGUUCUUUGAGACGUUUGUUGAACCGUUAGAAGACCUAAAGGAAUCACCAGACGCUCAACUUAACGCUAACGAAGAGGAAACACAAUCUACAGAACAGGCGAGAGCAGAGAGUCCACUUAUGAUGGCAGAGAUAUCUCAAAGUGUAAAUGAGGAAAGGGUUACAAGCAAAGAGGAACCUCAAUCUUCAGCUCACUAUGAAGCCGGAGAACAGAGUGAGAAAGACUCUCAGCAAAUGGAGGAGACUGAAGUAAAGGACUUUAAAGUGCAGCCAGAGAGUGAUAAAGAGUCUGUGAGCGGGCAAGGUAUGAGGUCAGAGGACCAGACAGGAAGUAGGCGAUCUCUUGAUAAAGUGCAAGAAGGUUUAAUGCAGGAUGACACUGAGCAAACUGAUGUUUCCAAAACUGAAGUGGAAAGCCUAUCAGGGACUCAGCAUUCAGUAACGAGCGGCAGAGGUGAGGGUGAGGAGAAAACUAGUCCAGAGUUGAAUGAAAAACAAGCAAAGGAAGAGGAGAAAGAUCUUCUGUCGUUAUCAAAGACAGAAGAGCAGGGCGAGUGUUCAACGAUUCCUGAAGGGCUUUCCAAGUUGAAGGCAAAUGAAACAAAAGAUACCGAGGAAACAAGUGAACAAAGUCGAGAAGUCAAAGAAAUAACCGAUUUCACAACGUCUGACGAUGGAAGUCAAGAGGAGACCCAACGGAAAGACAUUGACCCCCAACCGUCAGACACGAGCAUCAACGGAGACAGAAGAGAGGUGCAGAUGAUCGAGGACAUCAAACACACGCUGACUAAAGACCGACUCAGCACUUUCUCAGUGGGCGAAGCGAUGUUCAGUAGAAGUCCAUAUCCUCUGCUGACCGCUGCGAGGACAGAGAGCGGACAUUAGAGCGGCACCAAGGUACAGUGAGGCUUUAAUAGUUUGUUCUUUAGUUUACAGGAUAAUGUAUCAAAAGUGAAUAUCAAAAAAGUGAAUAUCAAAAAAGCGAGGAAUUAGACAAUCAGCUGGCUACAUUUAGAA